UACAAAGUACAGAUUACACAACAGAGCUAAGAAACAGAAUGGAUAAAGUGCAUGAAUUUGCACGGAGCAAAAUUUCAUUAGCAACAGAGAAAAUGAAAUAUGAACAUGACCAAAACAUACAACACAAUCAAUUCAAAAGAGGAGAUCCAAUUUGGUUAUACAAUCCUAAUAAGCGUGGCAUUGGUUCCAAAUUAAGGUGUUCUUGGGAAGGUCCUUUUGUAGUUCUUGAGAAGAUAAAUGAUGUUGUAUACCGAAUACAGAAAUCUUUAAAAUCGAAACCAAAGGUAGUUCACCAUAAUUACUUAAAAACCUAUGAAGGUAAUGAACGUCCUAACUGGUUAAGAAUUUAAAAGUCCUCUAAUUUGUAGUAUCAUAGCAGUACAUUAAUGUUUGUACAUAAUACUUACAAAUACCCUAUUUGUUCUGUUGCAGAUCGAGAUCUACAAUAUGGCUUUAAGUUUGAGAUUUCAAUGCACCUUGUGUGAGACUGACUUUGUGAAAAGAUCAUUCUGCGAGAGGCACCUGGUGGCUGUUCACAGCGGGUUUUUGUUCCAAUGUAGGAAGUGUAAGAUGACAUUUUCAAGAAAAGAUGCCAAGCACCCAAAUUGUGAGGGGAUAACUUGUUUGGUUAAGCGAAGUUCUAUGACCUAUACCUUCGAGGAGAAGCAGGAAUUCGAGGAAUUCAUGAGGACAAGGGGAAAUAAAAUAAAAGAAAUCAGAAAGGAAGGACAGAAGAAUAAGCAGACAGAAGAGGAGAAGGGAAAGGAUAAUAAGGAAAAAGAGAAGGAGUGUAAAGGGAAGGAAAACAAAGGGAAGAAUGAAGAAAGGAAAAAGGAAGAUACAGCAGGGAAGAUGGAGGACACCACUGUGAGGAAAUUGACCAAACCACUAAAACCAUAUAACAGAAAGAGGAAAGUGGAAGACAACAAGGGAGAGCAGGCGGGUGUAGUAGUUAAGAAACCUAUGAUGGAGAGAGUGAUUAAAGACUUGGAACUGUCCAGUGUAAGUUCGGAAUCAUCUGAUUUGAGCAAGAAGGUGAACUCAGUAAAGGCCCCAGCAGAAUAUUGUAUAAGUGUAUAUUCAGAGUAUAUGGUGGAGAGCGUAGAGAAUGAUGUUACAUACAAACCUACUCUUAAGAUUACAGAAACAGAAACAACGAAACCUACCAUAGCAGAAAAGGAGGGAAAGAAAAACAAGAUGGCACAAAAGGAGGUAGUGAAACCUAAGAUGGUACAAAAGCAAGAAAUGCAAGCUAAGAUGGUGGAAAAGGAAGGGAAGUUAACAGAAGUAAGCAAAUCUAAGCCAGUCAUGGACCCCUCAAAAGUAAAGGUGGACGCGUUGGCAGAAAGGCAGAGGAAGAGAAUCAUUAUCAAUGUUGGAGGAUCCAAGUUCGAAACCUCUUCAGUAACUUUAUCACAGGAUCCCUCCUCAUUGUUAGCCAGGAUGGUGAAUAGGGAUUCGGGCAUGAGGCCAUACGACGUGCGCUACGUAUACACAUACUUUGUUGAUAGGGACAGCAAACAUUUCAGCAAAAUACUCAAUUAUCUACGUUGUGGAUCCGGAGCACACAGCUCGUUUCAGAAAGUUUUACCAAGUGACCACGUUGAGUUGAAUGAACUGUUGAUGGAGGCCGCAUACUAUGAGUUGGAUGGGUUGGAGCAGCUAAUUUUGGCGCGUUUGUAACGUUUGUACAUUGAAAUGUAUGUGACAAUGUUAGCGGGUUAUUAUAAAACAAACAUUUUUUCUACUAGCAUAUAAUACACUUAAUUCAUAUAUAUAUAUAUUAAUGAAAAUGGAAUGGUAUAUGUGAUUGCCAGAGACUG
Molecule: messenger RNA, 1823 nt
Organism: Pecten maximus
Lineage: Eukaryota; Metazoa; Mollusca; Bivalvia; Pectinida; Pectinidae
Exons: 1
Coding region: 448-1683 (411 amino acids)
Biological process (GO): protein homooligomerization
Molecular function (GO): protein binding
Source: RefSeq, a predicted model, not a curated record